UUCAGUAAUUACACAUCAGUUGCAAGGUGCAGCGGGCAGUUGGAUGGGAGAUCAUAGUGAUGUCAGGACAGGGAGGGCUUACCGCAGGAGAUAAGGCCAGCUAAUAGAGAUGAAAUGAAUCGGUAUUUAAAAGGUUUCUUUUAGUUAAGACACUUUGCUGGCUUGCGCUCGCUCCAGUCCGCUGACCAGUUGGAUGCUGAAGGAAAAAAGAGGAGAGACACGUUCUUUCAGAUUUGAAAUUACUUUUGGGUCAUAUUUGACGCUUUUUUGUUUUGUUUAAUUUAUAUUUUCACCUGAAUUGCAACAACACCCAGCUGCAAGCUCUGCUAACAAGACGUAUUCCUUUGGAGGUGCGUUUGGGAUGACUCCACGGGAGCAGCUGAGGAAGAUGACGGCACUGGGUGAACAGGGGUCUCUGGAUGAGAAACACUGGUACCGGCUGGUCAAUGGCAUGUCGGCUGGAGAGCUAAGGCAAAGGCAGGAGCUGAUAAUGAGGAACCAGAUGGCCAUGGCUCCUCAGAUCCUCGCCCAGGGCCAACAGAGGUUACAGGGGGUCCCAGCACAGUUCGAACCUCGCUUCAUGGAGAGGGAGUUGGUUCCUCCUACGGAGAUGGUGACAUCCGAUGCGAGGCAGAUUCACAUGGGACCUCACCUCGGCCCGCCUCUUCCCCCGCAUGCCAACGUCCUGCCUGGCAGAGGAUUCCCGGGUCCAGCUGGCUACAGCUUCCUGCCCUCAGAACCAAUGGAAACAGUCGCUCGGCGCCAGGAGCUCAUACACAAGCAAAAUAUAGCGAGGAUGGAGAUGAAUGCCAUCCUGCACCAGAAAGAGCUGGAGAAUGCGCACCAAAAAGGACUGAUGGGGAUGGAGAACCCCAUGUCGUACCCCUCCAAUCCCAUGCUCUUCAGAGGCCGCCAGCGCAUGCCGGAGAGCCACGACAUCUUCGUCCACCGCCCCUCCCUGGAUGAGCUGCAUUCCAACAGCAUACUCAUGUCAGCCAGCCCCUACCCACCCAUCGGCUCGCUGCACAGGGAGAGGGGUCGGAGGGCUGGGCGGCGGCCCGCCGUUCACAAGAGCACGGAGAACCAGGCCCCCAGCCUGAAAGGUCAAACUGAAGACAAGGGCAUAGAGCAGAGUCCAGACGCCACGUCAGGAGAGGAGAAAGAGUUGGAGGCGAAGGGGGACGUGGGAGAGGAGUGCGGCACGAGCAAGACGCACCAUCAGGCCAAAGCGGACUCCGACCUGGCCACGGGAAGCAGGAAGAGCUACAAAGAGGGGGAGGCCGGGGGGCUGCGUAAGACCUGCGCCGCCGCUCAGGAUGGGUGUUCGGAUAUGACCAACGGCGCUUCAAACGAUAAAGAGAUCCCCGGUCAGUGCUCCGCUUUCCAGGAAAAAUUCAUUUAUCCUUCCACCGGCGGAGCUCUCACAGGGAUGCCGUACGUGUUCCCCGUCCCGGGAAAUGGUUUCCUUCCAACGGGUCCGCCAAAUUUGUUUCUAAAUGGCGAGGAAGUACCAGAGGACAUAAGGAAGUGGACAGUGAACGACGUGUACAACUUCAUCAGCAGCAUACCAACGUGUUCAGAAUAUGCUCAGACGUUCAAGGACCACAUGAUUGACGGAGAAACGCUGCCGCUCCUUUCAGAGGAGCACCUACUGGACACACUGGGGCUGAAGCUAGGACCAGCUCUGAAAAUACGCUCACAGGUCUCCAGACGGAUGGGGAGUAUGAUGUACAUGCUGAACCUGCCUCUCUCCGGAGCCCCUCUGCAGCCCACCUCUGAAAAGCCCGGGGACCGCUCGCCGGAAACGGGCUCCCCCGUCAACUGCAACAGCGAGGACAUGGCGGCGAGCCCGAGAGACCCCGAGGUCCUCAAAUCCAUGGAGCACCUUCACGAGUCAGAAAACAGCUCCCCUCCCUUGGCCACCAGUGAGAUGACUUGAUCUCUGCAGACACUCGGGACAAAUAUAUACCGAACCCGGUUCAGGCCUGACGGGCUGUUCCUGCCAUGACGGCGGUGGAUUUGUUUACAUUAUGAGUAAAUGGGUCAACAGUUGUAUUUUCGAUACCCAUAUAUGUAUAUAGUAAAAGAUGUGUUUAUUUUGAGUAAUAAGGUGACAUACAAUAUUUUACCUUUCUUCUCUGUUAAUUUUAUCCUGUAGAGUCUCUGAUUAUAGUUUCUAAUUAUUUUUUUAAGCUGCUAAUACUCUCUUUUUUUUUAUUCAGCUGAGAUACAAACAACAGAAAACAUAUGGGAAAGAUUUAACCAAACCAUAUCAACAAACCAAGAAUAGCUCAUUUGUGCAUUUUGAAUCUCUUGUUUGAUACGUCUUUGCAUUUAAUUGAUGAAAAAUAAAGUCUUUUUUCUACAAAGGAAGCUACAGUAGAAUCUGUCUUAGCGGGCAAACAAAUGU
Fundulus heteroclitus (mummichog) is the source of this 2410-nucleotide messenger RNA. It is a transcript of the gene samd7, whose product is annotated as sterile alpha motif domain containing 7. The coding region runs from base 362 to 1939 and encodes 525 amino acids. Gene Ontology annotation, molecular function: protein binding. The transcript is spliced from 9 exons. Lineage: Eukaryota; Metazoa; Chordata; Actinopteri; Cyprinodontiformes; Fundulidae. The record is from RefSeq and is a predicted model, not a curated record.